AUAUAUAUGUCAGAAAGAUGGAUGUAUAUAUAAACACUAAGUAUUGAUUGCAAUAUGUCAUAAGAUUGUUUUACCAAAAAAAUUUCCAUUGACUUCAAGCUAUCCUAACAUGCGCACUCGAUCUUUACUUGCUUUGUUAUGGCAGAAUUUGUUAUCUUAUGUGCUAUCUUUAUAUUUGCAAAGUCAACAAAAUCUAAUUUUUUUAUUUUGAAAAGUGCUGACUAAAUGUUAUAAUGUAACAAAUUGAUAAAUCUGAUGAUGCGACAGCCUUCAUUUAAUCUUAGUGUCCAUGAAUUAGUUGAGGCGGCCAUAUUUGUAUCGAUUAAAAACAGAAUUCAGGUAGUCUGCAUUGGUUGAACGAUUUGCAUUAGCUAAUUGUCAACAGAGUAAUUACUUCAAAAAAAAGAUUUACAAUAACAUUUAAACUAUGCAUAUUAAAAUAUUGGUGCAUAAUACUUAUUUGAAUACCUUAGCAUUAAAGAGGGAAGACGAUUAAAUGCUGCGUAAAAAACUGCAUUGUCAAGGUCUUGAUGUUUAUUUGGUUAUUUUUAGAACAUGGCCUUGUUCAAGAAACACUGCAAGCAAACAGAUACCUUUCAGUGGCGUUUUAAGAGUCGUGCGGUAUUUCCAAAUGCUGAGAACUCUCACUUCACACAGUUUCACAAUGCCAAUGGACUAUACAACCUACCUACUGUCAUCUAGUCCCCCUGCUUCCAUGCUGGAGCAGAUCUUCUCCAACCGCUGUGAAAAAUUACCGUCAAAUGCACACAAUGUGUUUUCGUUCCCGGAGACAGCAGCAGAAGUAAGCUUGAUGGAGAAUGAAAAGAAGCCUCCAAAAUCCAUUAUUCAGCGCUGCAACAGUUAUGAAGAGGAGGAAAUUGAAUCCUCUUCUGGAUGUUCAUCAGGGCGGGAGUCCCCUACCCCUCCCUCACCCAAAGGUAAAAAGAGGGUGUCAUUUGCAGACAAUAUGGGGUAUGCUCUUGCAACGAUAAAAAUUAUGACAGAGCCAUCAGAUGUACCUCCGCGACUAAAACCAGAAAUCCUGGCUUCCAUCACACAGGGGGCUACAGCUGGUGUUUCCUCGGGGCCUCCCCUUGUUCUGGACUUUAAACAACCAGCAUCAGACUAUUUAAGUUUCCGAGACAAGCUGGAUAAAUUUUUUGUUUCGUUAGAAAAUGUCAUUAUUAAAGACUACACUGUUCUGGGCACAGUCAAGGUGAAAAAUAUUACUUUCGAGAAGAAGGUGUUGCUGAGGUGUACCUUUGACUCUUGGGAGACACAUAUGGAUGUGGAAUCAAAGUAUGUUUCUUAUUCAGACACAAACACAAUGUUUGAUACGUUUUCGUUUGAGUUUGAAGUGCCCACCAAUUUUGACCAGCAGAAGAAAAUGGAGUUUGCAGUUUGUUUUGUAGCAGAUGGCAAAGAAUACUGGGACAAUAAUGAGGGCAAAAAUUACAAAAUCUUUUCUGCCGACGCCAAACCAUCAGACCAUGCUGAAGAAGCGGCAAAGCCAGUAUGUGAUAUCUCUAAAUUAAAAAAUGUGGAGUCAUGGACUCAGUUUGCACCUUGGAACAAAGUAGACACUUCUGUACCAUAUUGGUAACUAUGGUGGCCAGUCUCUUAAUCCUGCUUCAGACCUUGUGAAGUGCAUUAGAGAUUAGCAAACUGAUCGUGACUGUCCACUUUUUCAUGUGUUGCAAUGAAGAACUGCAGAUCUGUGAAUCCGGUCCGAGGGUGUCGUUCCUUGUAAAAAGACAUUCACGUUGCAAUGUUCAUCUGUCCGAUAGACGUGUGAAUACCAAGGUUGUGUUACUGAGCUGUGAUGCCAUCAACUGCCUGUGUGAAACGCUGCAGGCAUCAGACUGUACAUUGACUUGUAAAUUCUGAUAAAAUUACAAGGUGUACAUAGUAAUGCAUACUAAUACCAGUAUUGUAAAAUAUUGGUCAAUAUGGAGUGUUUUUAGUUACUUUAUUACAAAUAUAAGUGUACUUCAAACAUCAUAUAUACCACUUAGAGAUACAGAUGUCUUGUUUUGCUUGGGUACCAAGUUGGUUUGAAUGUACAAUCAUUGGUGCAUGCAGUUAUCUCAAAUACAAAAAAGCACUGAUUCUACAAAAAUUGUCCUUCAUAGACACAGUGAUUGAUUAAGCUUAAAAAUAUAAUUUUAAGUGAAUUUUUUUACUAUACUCUACAAAUUUAUGUUGCCGUGCAAUUUUUGUGAUGUUCUUGUAGCUAUGUUGAAAAAACACACAAAUUGUGUUGAAUGUAUACACCUGUGUUAUCAAUGUACAUUAGGAACAGGUAUUCUGUAUUUCAUUGAUAUAGGGCAAUGAUGAACCUUGCUGGUUUGUAUGCUCACCAAAUGGGCAUUAAAUAUAUAUAUAUACAUAUUUAAAAAAACAGUAUAUAUACAUGUAGCCUCUUCUUGACACAGGAACAGUUGAGUUUGUAAGGGAAGACAACUCCAUCUUCCAAUUCCCUGAACAAGUGAAAGUGCCAUUGGAAUAUAUUGUCUGAAAACUGGCAAUUAUUUCCCCAAAGGUUAUGUAGGUUAGGCCUUUUGUUUCUUGCUUUUUGAUUGUUUUUUGAUUCAUCAAUUUGAUAUUUUUUGUUCUGUAGCUUUAACAAUCAAAGAUGUAGUUGAUUCCUGAGAAAAGCAAUUUUUGUCUUUCAUUUUCACAGUAUCUACUGAUAUAUUUUCUAGUUUUCCUCUUUUAAUUUUUUUUUAUUUUGAAACAAAUCAUGUGAAUGAGAAAAAUGUCAUAAUGGUACAUAGAUCACUGGGGCUGAUGAUGAUAAAUCUGUCUCAGUGAAUACAGACAGGCACAGACUUACUCAGUGUAAUCAGUAAUCAAUUUAUGGCAGUAUAUGAUAAUGUAUCAAAUAAUUCAUUCUCAUCAGGAUAUAAAACUACUCCAUUUUUUUUAAAAAUAAGCAGAGAGGGGGAUGUACAAGUCAUAAUAAGUCAUUACAUUAAACCUGUCCCAUGUCUGCAAGCUUUACUUUAUAUGAUGAGUAACAUGAAGUGACUGUGAUAGAAUGAAGAAGAUCCUGAUUCCAUGUGUAAAUAGUCAAUACAAUUGUAAUCCUCUUUACAGAUAGACACAUAUGCAUGUAUGUGUUUGCUGUUUGUGUGUAUAUAUACAUAUGUAUGGUACAUACAUAAAUUGUUGUUGGGUGCUAAAACAUUGUAAAUAAGUCUUUAUAUCUAUAAUCGUUAAUAUUAAUAGAAAUAAUAUAUUUUUAUCAUGUGUGAAAGUAUUUGCAGCUGCAUUUAAAAAUACAUAAGUUUGUGUGAAUACAGUAUGGAAGAAUUUGUCUGGGUCAUGAAUAUUAAAGAUCUGUGUUUUUCUGAAUUUUGUUUCUGUAGAAAAAAAAGAUCAAUGAAAUGCAAUAAAAACUCAAAAGACA
Molecule: messenger RNA, 3412 nt
Organism: Magallana angulata
Lineage: Eukaryota; Metazoa; Mollusca; Bivalvia; Ostreida; Ostreidae
Product: protein phosphatase 1 regulatory subunit 3B-like
Exons: 2
Coding region: 497-1603 (368 amino acids)
Biological process (GO): regulation of glycogen biosynthetic process
Cellular component (GO): protein phosphatase type 1 complex
Molecular function (GO): glycogen binding; protein phosphatase 1 binding
Source: RefSeq, a predicted model, not a curated record